Molecule: messenger RNA, 723 nt
Organism: Trematosphaeria pertusa
Lineage: Eukaryota; Fungi; Ascomycota; Dothideomycetes; Pleosporales; Trematosphaeriaceae
Exons: 1
Source: RefSeq, a predicted model, not a curated record
AUGAAGUCUUACACUGCAGCUAUUGGCCUCGCCGCUUUCGUCUCCACCGUCGCCGGUCAUGGCUACAUCAAAUCACCGACUGCUCGCUCGCCCGGUGAUGCCAUGCAGGCUGCUUGCGGCCAGCAGGUGUUCAACAUGUUCAGCUCCGACAUCAACGGAAACGUGCAGACCGCCCUCCAGAUUGCCUCUUCCCAAUCUGACUUCGACGCUGCCGCAUGCGAUAUCUGGCUCUGCAAGGGCAUGAAGUACGAGGACAACACGGCGAACGUCCAGAGCUACACCGCAGGGCAAGAGGUGCCCAUUGUCGUCAAUAUCGCUGCUCCUCACACUGGAACCGCCAACGUCUCCAUUGUGAAGGCCAGCACGGACACCAUGGUCGGCUCUAUACUUAAAAGCUGGACCGACUAUGCCUCCACCGCUACAGGAGUUACCGAGGAUGAGACCAACUUCUCCAUCACCAUGCCUACCGAUCUCGGUGACGAGUGCGCCACUGCUGGAGACUGCGUCAUCCAAUGGUGGUGGGACGCCCGCAGCAUCGAUCAGACCUAUGAGUCCUGCAUUGACUUCACCAUGGGCGGAUCUGGCUCCGGCUCUGGCUCCGCUCCUGCUGCAUCGUCCUCUGCCGCAUCCACUUCUGCCCCUGCUGCCACUCCGUCCGCUUCCGCUACCGCCACGCCGACCGUCGCGCAGAAUGUCCAGACCAGCACCGCUACUACCCCAACC